AUGAUCCCCAGGAACUACGAAGGUCGCCUGUCCGAGGAGAUGCUAAUGACACCCAAGAAGAGACCCUUCUGCAAUGCUUUCACUGGCUGUGGUCGCAAGAGGUCCCAACAGGCUCCCGGCAUGCCUGCUCAAGAACUGAUGAGGCAGAAACAGUACAUGGAUGACGAGACCCUCGGCUCUCUACUCGACUCAGAAACCGCCAUUGAAGAACUAUCCAGGCAAAUUCUGUCCGAAGCCAAGCUCUGGGAAGCAAUCCAAGAAGCCAGCGCCGAAAUCGCACGACGAAAACAAAAAGAAUCAUAUUAAAUCGAUUACAACGAAAUAUCGAUACCGUAGCGUUUCAAAUCGAUUACUAAUUUAAAAAUAAUCGUUAUACAUUCCCGUUUACUCGACUAUGGUUUGGUUUGGGGUUGCCAGUUGAGAAAAUUGUUUCUGUUUUUGGUAGUUUUUGUUGGUGGUUGAGUAGAAACUGAUUGUUGAUUUAUAUAGUUUUUAUGUACAUGAAAUUAAUCAUUUUUGUUAAUAUUUUUCCGAAAAUAAUUCUUCAUGUAUUAAGAUUUAAACAACAAUGAAAAAGCCUACAUUAUUUAAUUGUUGUCAUCAAUAUAUUUCGCUGAAUUGUUUAGAAGUAUUUGGGAUUGGAAAUUUUAAACAAAUAACCUUAUUUGAAACUAUUUUG
This is a messenger RNA of Spodoptera littoralis (African cotton leafworm), 679 nucleotides long. NCBI's taxonomy places the organism in Eukaryota, Metazoa, Arthropoda, Insecta, Lepidoptera, Noctuidae. The record is from the annotation of a GenBank genome assembly.